CGACCGGGCAGACCCGCAGGAACCCGAGCGGCGUCAUGCAUCCGAACUCGGUUCUUCCCGUCAGUCCCGGAGCCUCGAUCCUUUUGCCGCGCACCGCAACACAACCACAACCAAGCCCAAAGCCAAACCCCAAACCAGACUUGCACCAGCUCAACAACUUGAGGUUGCAACCAAUCAUCAUCACAAAAAGGAAAACACCAAAAAUAAUGUCGCGGCUUUUUCGCACGUGCCUCCCACAUCCGCUCCUCCCGUCCAUCCCACGCCACCAGCUCCCCCCAACCGCGACAGCGACGACCCGCCGCCGCCUCUCCAGCACCCCCGCCCGCCGGCGCGCGAGCUCCUUCUUGCAGAACGCCCCCGCGCCGCCGCGCCUCCCGCCCGACCAGCAAGCCGAGUUCGAGCGCCUCCAGCGCGCCGCCGAGGCCGCGCUCUCCUCGCACACCACCGUCGGCCCCGCGCCCGCCACUGAGCAGCCGCAGCAGCAACCGCUUACAACCUCGCGGCACGUCUCGAUGCCGCUGCCCUCCGCACAACCACACCCACACACUGCGCAGAAACCUCCAGCCGCCCAGACACAAGCCACCACCCCGGCAGCAGGAGCAGCAGGAGCCGCAGCCGCGCCAGUCCUCGGGCCAGAGGCGGGGUCGUUGAGCGGCGGCAUCCGGCGGGGCGCGCCGCCCGAGUUCGAGGGCGAUCGGAACCCGCGCACGGGCGAGGUGGGCGGGCCCAAGAACGAGCCGCUGCGGUGGGGCAGCACGGGGGACUGGAGCUUCAACGGGCGGGUAACCGAUUUUUGAAAGUCAAGUUUUAUAGAGACACGAUAUCGAGCCCCCCGGGGGGAGGGGGGUGGAGCGGGGUGGCUAGGAUACGGAGCAGGGCGGUGGAUUGGCAUGGAAAGGUAGUGUAGAUUUGUUUAUUCGGACAACAGAUGUCUAGAUUUGGGCGCUUGGAAUGGCGACGAGAAUGGCCUGGACGCUUCGCGUGGGCCUUGUCACGCGCCCCUGGUCCAUCGUUGUCGGACUGGGCGGCCGACGUGGUAUAUUGUGUAAUGGACGGAGGAGAGGGAGGCCGGUUGGAUCUGUCUUUGGGUGCAAACUGGCACAGCUGGAUUCUCUGCUGCAGGCGGGACGAUUUGGUCUGCAAGUUCCAAGGAUGGCUGCAUGGAAGAGGCACGACAGGUGAGCGGAUAAGCUGCAAAGUCGCAUCUCCGCACUGAGGAAAACAAAUACCUCGGGUCGCUGCCCGU
Thermothielavioides terrestris NRRL 8126 is the source of this 1246-nucleotide messenger RNA. RefSeq lists its product as uncharacterized. Bases 207 to 797 code for a protein of 196 amino acids. Lineage: Eukaryota; Fungi; Ascomycota; Sordariomycetes; Sordariales; Chaetomiaceae. Gene Ontology annotation, biological process: mitochondrial respiratory chain complex II assembly. Gene Ontology annotation, cellular component: mitochondrion. The record is from RefSeq and is a predicted model, not a curated record. The transcript has a single exon.